UAACCGUGACCGUGAAUAAAAUCUAAAUACCCAUCCAUAACCUACAUAGCCGGAGUCGGAGAGGAGAUCAAGAGAGAGAAAAUACAGGUAAACUCCGAUUCUAGAGAGAGAAACAAACACAAACACCACCAGCAGUAGCAUAUUCAUACAAGAAGAAGACUCCACAAGUCAAUGGAAGACGACCAGAAGAAUCAAAACAACACGAAUCUGGAAACCACAAGAGCAGAUAGGUCCGUAUGGCUCAUGAAGUGCCCGGUGAUAGUAGCCAAAUCAUGGAACAAUAUCCCCCCUGAUUCUCAACAAAACCUUGCCAAAGUUGUUGUUUCGCUCGAUCCUCUUCGCCCCGAAGAUCCCUCUUCUCUUCAGUUCUCUAUGGAGAUGGCUGGCAGCGAGACUGUGAAUAUGCCCAAAAGUUAUGCGCUAAAUAUGUUCAAAGAUUUUGUACCUAUGGGUAUUUUCUCUGAAUCAAGCCAAGGAAGGGUUGCUACCGAAGGGAAAGUUGAACACAAAUUCGAUAUGCAACCCAAUAAUAAGAACAUGGAGGAGUAUCGUAGAAUGUGCCGUGAAAGAACAAAUAAAUCAAUGAUCAAGAAUAGACAAAUACAGGUGAUUGAUAAUGACCGAGGGCUGCACAUGAGGCCAAUGCCCGGAAUGGUUGGUUUAAUUGCUUCCAAUUCUAAGGAAAAGAAAAAAGCUGCACCAGUUAAGGGACCAGAGGUCAAAAGAACUCGAAGGGAUCGUGGAGAAUUGGAGGAUAUCAUGUUUAAGCUUUUUGAGAGACAACCUAACUGGGCUUUAAAGCAGUUGGUUAUAGAAACCGAUCAACCAGCACAAUUCUUGAAAGAGAUUUUGAAUGAGCUUUGUGUGUACAAUAAACGGGGAACCAAUCAAGGAACAUAUGAGCUCAAGCCAGAGUACAAGAAGUCGGUGGAGGAGACUGGUGCUGAAUAAAUACAACGUAUUGUUCUGUUUGUGCAAGCGACAAUUGUAGAAUGAUAUGAAUGGUUAUGUUCCAAUACUUCUCUUUCUUACAUGUAGCAUCACUGCGUCGGUAAACUUGUUUUACUUGCAUACUUCAAUGGACAUGCUUAAGAUGGGACCUUAGUAUGACAUAAGGUGUAGUGCUAAAUUUUGAAAACGAAGUUCUUAAAUCUCAUGCUUCGUAUUUCUGUUACCGUCUUAAGGUCCCAAACUCUUUUAGCUACAUGUAAUGUAUAGAUUGAUGUUUGUAGACGAUACGAUCGUAUGAGGUUUUUAGCCA
Helianthus annuus (common sunflower) is the source of this 1261-nucleotide messenger RNA. Its product is annotated as transcription initiation factor IIF subunit beta. Gene Ontology annotation, biological process: transcription by RNA polymerase II; transcription initiation at RNA polymerase II promoter. NCBI's taxonomy places the organism in Eukaryota, Viridiplantae, Streptophyta, Magnoliopsida, Asterales, Asteraceae. The record is from RefSeq and is a predicted model, not a curated record. The transcript has 6 exons. Bases 172 to 951 code for a protein of 259 amino acids. Gene Ontology annotation, cellular component: transcription factor TFIIF complex.